Molecule: messenger RNA, 2975 nt
Organism: Haliotis rufescens (red abalone)
Lineage: Eukaryota; Metazoa; Mollusca; Gastropoda; Lepetellida; Haliotidae
Product: sodium-dependent proline transporter-like
Exons: 16
Coding region: 256-2367 (703 amino acids)
Biological process (GO): sodium ion transmembrane transport
Cellular component (GO): membrane
Source: RefSeq, a predicted model, not a curated record
AGAUGUUCCCUGAUCACUGAACCGUACUUACUCAACAAGGGAGAUCGUCGUUUGAAAUGCCAUUAGUGUAAAUGACGUUCAUCGAGGUUCAUAGGACAUACUACGGCAGAUACAGACAGCAUGUCUUGGCCAAUGUGAUGUACUUGCAGGAGACCUUUUAACUCAGGUAGAAACAUCAUGGACUGCCUCGUCUGCAGCAAUUACAUAUUUGAGACCGUUGCCGUAGCAACCGUUUGAGCGAUCAACACGUGCAGGAUGUACACGAUAAGUGACCAACCAGCGGUAAGCGCCAAACCACGUGGUCGCAAUGCCUACGUCACAGAUUCAUCAUCGAUGUCAUCCUCAGUGUAUGACAAGGAGACCCCAAAGACGAAGUCAGGGGCGUCCUCCGAGACUAUGGAGCCUCGGGUCGUGUAUGGCGUUGACGAGAACGAGGAGCGGGGCAACUGGAGCGGGCGGAUGGACUUCGUGCUGUCCAUGCUGGGAUACGCCGUGGGGCUGGGGAACAUCUGGCGCUUCCCCUACCUGUGUUACAGGAACGGAGGGGGUGCCUUCCUCAUCCCCUUCAUCCUCAUGCUGGCUAUAGUCGGCAUGCCGUUGUUCUUCAUGGAGGUGUGUCUUGGGCAGUUCACCAGCUGCGGGCCCACCACCUGCUGGAACUUCGCGCCUCUGUUUCAAGGUGUGGGGUUCGGCAUGCUGAUCUGUUCCGGCCUCGUGUGCAUCUACUACAACGUCAUACUCACCUACGCCUUCUUCUAUCUGUUUGCUUCAUUUACGAGUAGUCUCCCUUGGACAACCUGCGCGAACGACUGGAACACUGACGACUGCAGCCUGAACCAUCCCCUGACGACCUGCGCGGAAGGGGGGACCCGAUACAGCAACGGCACUUGCUACACCGACGGCGAAUACAGCGGCGUGUGGAACAACUCCUUGUUCAGCGAGGCCGGCCUCAAGAGGACCUCGCCGUCCGAACAGUACUGGAACAACUACGUGUUGGGUUUAAGCAGCGGUGUUGAUGAGCUGGGCAGUCCCCGCUGGGCGUUGACCUUGACCUUGCUACUUGCUUGGAUCGUUGUCUUUCUCUGUCUCAACAAGGGUAUCAAGACCACAGGCAAGGUGGUGUACUUCACGGCGCUCUUCCCCUAUGUCGUCCUCGUUAUCCUGUUCUUCCGCGGGGUGACGCUGGACAACGCGUGGGAGGGUAUCUACUUCUACAUCGUGCCCCGCUGGGAGAGGCUGGCAGACGGCAAGGUAUGGCGAGAUGCGGCCGUGCAGAUUUUCUACUCCAUGGGCCCCGGCUGGGGAGGUCUCAUUGCACUGUCCAGCUACAACAGGUUCCAUAACAAUGCUCUCACCGACUCUCUGAUUGUGUCGCUGGGGGACAGUCUCACAAGUAUAUUCGGAGGUUUUGUGAUAUUUUCGUAUCUCGGAUACAUGGCCGGGAAACUAAACGUCGACAUAGAAAAUGUCGUGAAAAGCGGGGCUGGCCUUGCAUUCAUAGUGUACCCGGAAGCGGUUGCGUCACUUCCGGCUCCACCUGCGUGGGCCAUCUUGUUCUUCUGCAUGCUUAUUACCCUGGGACUAGACAGUCAGUUUGCUCAGGUGGAGACGGUUCUGACUGGGACACUGGAUCUGUUCCCUCAUCUGAGAGCCCGCAAGACGCUCGUCAUCCUCUUCAUCUGUAUCUGUAUGUUCCUCCUGGGACUUCCGCUUGUCGCGCCAGGCGGGAUGUACUGGCUGCAGCUGAUGGAUCACUACGCCGCAUCCUGGUCACUGCUGGUGAUAUGCCUUACCGAGAACAUCGCCGUCGUCUUCAUCUACGGUAUCAACCGGUUUUUCAAGGACCUGGAGGUCAUGAUGGGAAAGCCGCCCUCCAUUUGGUGGAAGAUCUGCUGGGUCGGUCUGAGCCCAGGCGCCAUUGUGUUCAUUUUCCUGUUUUCCCUGAUCGAGUACAGCCCGGCGAAGUACGACGCCUACACCUACCCGGCGUGGGCUGAGGCGCUGGGGUGGAUGAUGGCCCUGCUGUCCAUCCUUAUCAUCCCGGUCGUGAUGAUCUACAAGAUCAACAAGGAGGACGAGGCAGACUCCCUGCUAGAGAAGCUGAAGUUGUUGGUCACACCGACACGUUCAUGGGGUCCAGCUCUGGUCAAACAUCGGCGACUGGUCAAAUAUGUUGAGGGUUUCGUCAUCGAUCCGAUGGCGGAGAAGGCGGUGAUUGGCUACGUGAAUCCGGGCUUUGGGUCCAGCUCUCGGACCAACAGCAUGUCAAGGAUGAGCGCUGGAGCUUCUCUGGGAAACCUGUCGCGCAGCACAGCUCACUCCAAUGUGUCACACGUAUCACAAGUGUCAUUCGAGUCUACCGUUUAACCUCACUUUACUACCUUAGGACACAUAUUAAACACUGGAUGGGUAGGACGAUGUCUUGGUAUAUCAUCUGCACUAACGAUUUGGUUACGCAAAUACCAUUGUUGAUUACUAACAUUCGGUUUCGUACAAAACGCAACUAAAAAUUGAUUCAUCGAAAAGUGGUAAAUUAGAAUUAAAUUAUAACAUAACCAUCACAACGCUACGUUUUUUAAACAUGAUAUUCGAGUUACCAUGGCAACAGCACAAAGGAUGUACGUGUUUUCGUGGGUAUUGAUGUGUGUCUAUAGGUAUCCAUUUUAAUCUUGUGCUGGUGUCAAUGGUUUAUGUGUUCAACAUUCAUAUCGCUACAUCCAGUUCAAAAUGAACCAAAGUCUAACUACAUGUUGUUUCGUAUGUAUGUAGUUUUUGUGUUUACAAACAACAUAAAUAUUCAAGGUAUCAAACGUGUUUCUAAACUUUGAGCUGCAUACAUGUCUUACGUUUUGUUUGGGGGCACGGGUGGUCUAGUCGUCUAAGGCGCCGCGAUUCGCUGUGCAGAGUUGCGUCCCAUGGGCACGCCAGAAACCUAUGAUUGUGGGUUCGAAUAUCGGUUCACCCCGAUUAUGUUU